AUGGAUAUAUUUAGAAAUUUGUCUUUUGGUUUGCUUUUGUUGGUGGGUUUAGGCUUAGCUUCGGCUACCAGGACUCUUCUUUCCUAUGAUAUUCCUCCACAUCGAUCUGGAUAUGAUAAUUAUGAUCAUCCUGUGCAUAACCCGAAAGUAGGAUACGAACGUGAUCAUCAUGAUGGACCUUAUGGUGGUGGUGCUGCUGGAGGAUAUGGAGGCGGAGCUGGCUCAUCUCUUGGAGGCUCUGGAUAUGGAAGUGGUGGAGGUGGUGGUUCUGGAUAUACAGGUGUAGGAGAUCAUGGGGUUGGUUAUGGUAGUGGUGGAGGAGGUGGAUAUGGAGCAGGAGUUGGCUCUGACCUUGGUGGUAGUGGAUAUGGAAGCGGUGGCGGCGGAGGGAGUGGUGGAGGAUAUGGUGAUUUAGGAGGACAUGGAAAAGGCUAUGGCAGUGGUGGUGGUGGAGGAAGUGGAUAUGAAGGUAGAGGAGACCAUGGAGUUGGUUACGGUAGUGGUGGAGGUGGAGGAUAUGGAAGUGGAGGUGGUGUAGAACAUGGUCCAGGAGUAGGGCAUGGUAUAGGUUACGGAAGUGGAGGAGGAGGUGGGUCUGGUGGUGGAUAUGGUGGAUCCAAAGGAUAUGAAGGUGGAAGCGGCGGUGGUGGCGGAGCAGGUUAUGGGGGCGGAGCACAUGGAAGUGGAUACGGAAGUGGUGGUGGAGCUGGAAGUGGCUAUGGUGGUAGUGGCGAAGAAGGAGGAUAUGAUGGUGGAUAUGCACCUUGA
Molecule: messenger RNA, 768 nt
Organism: Benincasa hispida (wax gourd)
Lineage: Eukaryota; Viridiplantae; Streptophyta; Magnoliopsida; Cucurbitales; Cucurbitaceae
Source: RefSeq, a predicted model, not a curated record